This is a messenger RNA of Gasterosteus aculeatus aculeatus (three-spined stickleback), 6684 nucleotides long. Lineage: Eukaryota; Metazoa; Chordata; Actinopteri; Perciformes; Gasterosteidae. The record is from RefSeq and is a predicted model, not a curated record.
CUCACUUUCCGUAGCCCUUCUAUAAAGCUCAGCAUUGGUGGCGGGUCAGCGUAUUCAUGUCCCGCUUUUACGUUGACGUUUGUCUCACCAGGUGCUGCUGUCCCUUAGUUCGAUUAUCCGUGACCCCAGAAUAUCAAAAGGAUUCCUGCAGCCUUCUUACAAGUCUGUUGUUUCCAGUUCAGACCUAAAGCAUUUCCUGCCAGCAGUGCUUCAUGCUCUUAAGCUGGGGUCUUAAAUCCCAGGUGGGGUGAGAGGGAGGUUAGGGGUCAGAGGUGAAAUCACAGCGCUGUAACUUUUGCUCUGAGGAGAACUGUCGGGAUUUUCUGAGUAACUACGCAAGAAAAUGGAAAGAAACGCAUAAUGUGCACGUUGCCUCAGGAUGAGAUUGAUAAAACACCCACCUCCUUAUCGCAUAACCUUCAUCAAAAUAGCUACUAAACACAAACUAUGAAAGGGGAAUUUCCCAAAUGAGCGUAUUGACGGAGGGAUUGAUUCUUUGAGGCCAUCUGAACAUGUGAUCUUUCUGGAAUGCAGGUGAUCCUUUGUCUCUAGUGCAGAUGGUCAUUCCGAACCCGUCCUUCUGUUUUCAGCCACACAAACAUCGCAUUCAACAUUCCUGUCGUGCUCCAUUGCUUGAGCAAAUAUUUACCAGGUAGAGAGCUAUUUUCGCUCUACCUAUAGUGUCAUUUCCCACUGUAAAGUGUAUCACACUGUCAGCCAGAGCAAUGUGCUGAAUGUCCACAAAGCGGCUCACUAAUUCCUCUCGGAAGGGUUUAAACCCGUUUGCAUCUCAAGCCAAAUCUGUAGAAUACAACUUCCAAGGCAUUUGAUUGGAUCUGUUCUUGACGAUGUCUGCAGGAUGUGGAGAUGAAAGACCAAAAGCAGAAUGUCACUCCUUCAUGUGGUUUAACCAUCGUGUGUCAAUAACCACAGGAGAACAAUUACUCACAGUAUCUGUAACACACACUUGUGGUAGAACAGUUUUAAAUUUGGCCAAAAUCUCCAUUAAGCCAUCAUGGUUGUUUUAGCGUAGCCUGUGCACUCGAUAUCCGCCUCUGAUUGGAUGAUUUCCUCCAGGAAUAACAAGGCCUUUGUUCUGUUGGAGACUCUAGGUCAGUGGUGCGCUGACCUGUGCACCACUUACUCGGGUUCCUCUUCCCUGGUUCUGGUCAUUGUGUAUUUCCCAUCUCGCCUUUCUUAGCCCGUUCAAUCCCCUCCACUCGAAUAAUCGGCACUCAUCAGUCAAAAUGUAACCGUUAAUCGUUGCUCACAGGUGUCCGGAGACAAUCGGGAAGUUAAAACCUCUCAAACUGUAUUUACAUGUAGCUCUCGUGGCCUUUUGACGGAAAUGUCUGUGGACAUUCUGCAGUCAGCACAAAUCUUGUGAAUUAUAUACCAGAAAUAGUUACUUCAUCACAUUAUUGUAAAAAUAGAAUUCAAAUCACUCCAUGAGAUGAUCAAUUAUCUCCAGAACAAUGCGUCUGAUUUAUAGUGAACGCUUUUCCCAAUAAGGCCCACUGAGAUAAUCAGCAUUUCCGAGCAAUUAUUUAGCAAUAGAAACACCGGUGUGGAGCAACAACGGUAACAAUCUGUGUGCGCACACAUAAACACAGCGGCCAUACGCAUUGUUAAGCUGUGUGCGUGUUUGUGUCUCCCUUAAACCCCUUAGCAGAGUUCCAAAGUAGCUUAGCGGUGUGUGUGUGUGUGUGUUCCUCCGUCCAGCCCGGUGGAGCGGUUGUUGUCGCCGUGGUGCUGACGGAAGCGAUGGGCCGCGGCUCUCACAGCCACCUCGGGGACUUUGGGACGUUUUUCUAGCCUGUCGAAGACGGGACUUGACGGGGGAUUAUCGGCCGCGUAGCAGCGAACCGGACGCUGUUGUUGGUUUGCUUUGGUCCGAGCUCAAACCUGUGGGUCCGUUGUAAUCCCUCCUACAUGACCGGCCGCGGUGUUACCUGCUGACUGCUGGAGGAUGCAACCUUUGCUGGCUCCCUGAGGGCAGCAGGACGGCCGGGCGUCGGCUUGCGGGGAGGGGGCUAAGGGCCGCCCUCAUCGGGCGCCCGAGAACCCCCCCGAUCAGGAAGGGGAACUCGGAGGACAGUGAGAGGUACUCACGUUCUUCACGCAUACAAACGCUCUCAGACGACGAUGAGCGGAUGUCGGUGGGAAGCCGGGGCAGCGUCAGGUCUGAUCUCGAUGCGGUUGGGGCUCAUGGUGGAGGGGACUCAAUUAAGAAGUCAAAGAAAAAGAAGAAGCAUAAGCACAAAGAUAGGAGCGUCUGUGAUGACGACUGCAGCGUCCUCUCCAGCAGGAGCUCAAGACUCAGUGAUGAAAGCAGAGCGUCUCGCUCCUCCAGGCUCGACCUCACGAGCUCCAGACUGAGUGAUGACACCCGGGUGUCUCGUGCCUCCAGACUAGACCUGCGGCCGGCCUCUUAUGCUUCCUCAGACUUGUACAACUUCAAUGGUCUGUCCUCUUCCAGAAAUGGCUACCAGUCCUGCAGGUCACUCAGUCAGCUCCAUCGCAGGAGCUCCUUGUAUGAAGACGGCCUCGGCGGCGGGUCAACGCGAGUCUCUGGCUCCAGCUCUCGUACUUUAGAGUACUCUAGUUAUCGCAGCCCCGGCUCCAGAGCCUCGUCCAGGGCUGGUUCGGCCCGCGCAAGCCCAGUGGAACACAGCGCCUCCGUUGCCAGUUUUCUGAGGAGCUCUGCCGGUAGCGGUGGCCUCCCCCAGGACCUGGACGAUGUUACUAUUCCUGACUUUCCUCAUGUGGAGGACAGAGAUUAUCUUGAGAAGGGGUCGCGAGCAGCUUCUGCCUUGACAGCAGCGACCCUCACCUCGGUGGGCGGGACUUCGUCGCGGAGAGGAAGUGGCGAGACGGCCAUUGCCAUAGAUGCAGAGACCUCUAUACGGGAAAUCAAGGAGAUUCACGAACUGAAGGAUCAAAUUCAAGAUGUGGAAUCCAAGUACACACAAAACCUAAAAGAAGUUAAGGAUGCUUUAGGAGAAGUGGAGGAGAAGUACCGUAAGGCCAUGGUGUCCAAUGCCCAGCUGGAUAACGAGAAGAACAACCUGAUGUACCAGGUGGACACGCUGAAGGACUCUCUCAUGGAGCUGGAGGAGCUGCUGUCUGAGUCCCGCCGAGGGUACGAGGACAAAGUCAAGGAAUACGAGCGAGAGAAACACAGCCACACUGUGCUUCAGUUCCAGUUCACUGAAAUGAAAGAGACGCUAAAACAAAGUGAGGAGCUGCUGAAUGACAUCCGUCAGCUGCGUAUCAAGCAGGAAGGUUUCGUUAGAGAAAUCUCUGACCUGCAGGAGACGGUGGAGUGGAAGGAUAAGAAGAUUGGGGCCUUAGAGCGACAGAAAGAAUAUACGGACGCUAUUCGCAUUGAGCGAGAUGAGCUCAGGGAAGAGACGGUGAAGCUGAAAGACAUUCUGAAGAAACAUGGAAUCGUACUGGGUCCUGAUCUCAACAUCAACGGAGAGCUUGGGGAGGCAGAAGUGGUCGAGACCCCCGGUGCAGACCAUGUCACUCAACCGGCUGCAGACGCUCAGGGCGCCCCGACGGAGGGGAACAGCAUGCUCGGCGACACGGAGGAGACUCCGUUGAGGAGUUGCAGAGAGGAAGAAGCGGCUCCAGAGCAGCAUCGGCUGUUUGAGGAAGGGAAACGGCAUCACGCGAGCGGUGAUGCUCUCUGUGCUGCUGCUGGGUCCACACUGGAGACAUCUGGAGAAGAACAAGCAACGUGCUUACAGGAGGACAAGACUGAUACAGAAGAACACAAUGUUGACAACGGUGUCCUCAUCAAGGACUUAAAUGUUGACGUUAUUGACGGAUCAAUUAUAGAAGCCAAAGAUAUAAUCGUUUGCAGCCCUGAGCUUCAUGAGAUUGUAAACAGUUCUGUGGGAAAUGUUCCAAUAACCGAAGUCCCCAAAGGGGGAGAUGUAGGGGAGACAGAACCCAAAGUCCAAAGUGUUAACUCGCAUCAUGAUGACCAUAGAGAGGAACAAGACCACAAACGGGAAGACGGAGAGAGUAACCUGCAAAGUACAGAAUCAUGUCCUCAGCAAAAAGUUGCCCAAGAUCUUUUGACCGAAUGUUUACCUGAUGAGCGCAACCCGACCGUGUCAAACACUGAACACCAGCAUGAGCCCGAGGAGGCAGACGAGGCAGAGAACGACGAGGCGGAGGAGAUGCCGGGUAAAUGUCAGCCUCAGGACACCGCUGCUUCAGGGAAGAAGAAGAAAAGGAAGAGACGAGGCAAAAAGAAAGGAACGCACGAGGAUAAGAACCAACAGAAAGAAAGAUCUGAUCCAGAAAAGGGCAAACGAGAAAUGCACAGCGAAUCAGCUGCAAGAAAUAACGGGACACCGGCAGAACCUGGACUCCACGGCUCUGCCAGUGAAACCCUCAGUGAGUCACGGGUGGAUCAAGAACCCGGGGAAACCGGUUUCACCAAUGAAGCAGCAGUGGAACCUGUCCCAGAUGAGCAAGACCACCAACACAAGGUGGAAACAGAACCUACGGCAUCCCCCGAAGAAGAAACAAUGGAUCCUUUUACAGACAAACACAGCAGGGGACUAAAUCUGGAAACGGAAACUGUAAAAGAAGAAGAGGCCGUGGCUCCCGCUGAACACUUUCCUCCCCGUGAAACUCUCAACAACUGCAGAAAGGAUGAGCGAGACGUGGAACCUGACAAAGUAGAGGAGGUGGGAGGUGUAACGAGUCCUGUUCCAGAGACCAACCUCAGCCCUUCUGAUGGCUCAUCCACUGUCCCCCACAAUGAGUCCCGUGUUGUUCGUAGUGUAGAGGAUCAAGUUGGGUCUGUCGAUGAGAUGCAAUCUGAAUGUGCAACUAAUAACCCCGAGAACACCUAUGAAACCAGCAGUAAGGACCACAAAGAAUCGCAUUUCCUAAGCAAUGGGGACAUUGCUGCUGAUCCAUCUGAAUCUGUGUCCCAGUCCUCCCCCGAUGUCUCCGCCGACAGCUCGUCUGGCUCAACGCCGCCUGCAGCACAGAACUCGCCCGGCGCUGCCGCUUCCGUCGAGGUUUCUGGGGGCGGUCCGGAGGAGACCACCGAGACGCUCAACGACGACGCAGAGACUGAGCAGGAAUCCUCUCCUGCUCAACGUCCUCAUGGGGGAGAUUCAGAGCUAAUAGCAGACGCGACCAAAGAGCAGGAGCUGGACCGAGGCUUGGGGGACGACGAAGAUCUAGUGGAGCCAGACCAGUCGCCUACUGAAAGUGGGGACAGUUGUGCAUCAUUAACAAUCAACCCUGAUGCAUUGGACUCUGUGAGUCUGUUAGAGACUGUGGGAGCAGCACAGGCUGAACAACUGGGUCACGUACAAAGCCAGGACGAGUCCUCUGAGACAGAAAAGAGCAAUACUAUAGACGCGUCGCAAAUGCCAGACUCUCCCAAAGGAGCUACGGAGAUGUGUUCGUCACCGGAGCAAGACCGCCGAGCUGAUCCAGAACGUGGAAACCAAAUGAGCUCAAACGAGACGCCGCAACCACAUGAACCCGUCAAAGACGAGCCCGAGGAUAAAGAUCCAUCUCAUCCCACCCCGCGGGAUGCCGAUGAAGAGGAUGAAGGCCUAUCUUUUGAUUUCGACGACAUGGAGGUGGAGGCGGCCGUGGGAACAAGUCUCCUGGGAAACCUGAGUCAGGAAGAAGUGGAGGAGGGCGUUGAAGUCAUGCCGGACGAAAGCAACAACACUGGUUUGACCGGUGAGGAUGGCGCAGAAGAGCCAGCAGAAGGCCCGGUCGAUGGGGGCCACCAGGGAGACUCCAGAGACACCGGACCUCCAGACAACUCAAACUCCCAGGAGGACGCCUUGUCUCAGCAGAGGGGAAGUGUGGAACGCGUGUGUGAAAAGCAGACAGAGGUUCCAGAGGAAGGAGAUGAGGCCGGGCACAUUCCCGAGGAAGGAGAAGUGUGUGUUGUUGCAGAGGACAUCGACCAGGUGGCGCCUCUGCCCGUAGAGGAAGGACUCGACGCCGCUAAGCAUGAAGAUCUCCCUCGUAGGGCAGAAGAGGGGGGCAGCAGUAAGGAGCCCCAGCAGGCAGGGAAAGAUGUGAAGAGGAACAACAAGAGAGGCAAGGGCAAGGGCAAAGAGGACUGCAAGAUGUCUUAGUGUAGAGAGGGUUUGUAGUAGAGAUAUAAUCACUUCAUCCGUCUUCGCUUGGCCCUUUAAUAUAACCUUUCCAAAAUGAAUGUGUUUGUAAAUCAUUCCAUUUGAGUGCAUGUUGGCCGUCUAAAGGACAUUUGUCCCCAGAGCGUAACCUGUGUGCCCACGGUGAUGGUGGAUCUACUGGACAAUACUCCCCCUGCUACGUCAUGUGACAUAAAUUGUUAUUAUUGCACAUUUAUCACGCUGCUGCUGGUUAUGCGUCUCGGAUAGACAACAUCGCGUCACUUUUUCAUGCAAUAACUUGACUUAUUCAUUCCACGGGUGUAUAAUUAAAAUAACGUAUGUUAAUUCUUCAUUUAUAAGUAAACAAGCUUUUACAUGUUGCAGCUGUAAUUCUAGUUUGAGUGCUUGGAGACCCUGAUCUGUUCUCAGGGAGUGAUACAACUGCUGUUUGAGAUCCAUUUCCAUGGACAAUAAUGGGACAUGUUUGAUACGUGCAUUUUAUUUUGUUGCCAAAAUGCCAAUAAACCGCCUGCUGUUACCACCUUGA